Messenger RNA from Dipodomys ordii (Ord's kangaroo rat), 2285 nucleotides. RefSeq names its product trafficking protein, kinesin binding 1 (gene Trak1). Gene Ontology annotation, biological process: anterograde axonal transport of mitochondrion; endosome to lysosome transport; neurogenesis. NCBI's taxonomy places the organism in Eukaryota, Metazoa, Chordata, Mammalia, Rodentia, Heteromyidae. Gene Ontology annotation, cellular component: dendrite. Gene Ontology annotation, molecular function: GABA receptor binding. The transcript has 15 exons. The record is from RefSeq and is a predicted model, not a curated record. The coding region runs from base 1 to 2265 and encodes 754 amino acids.
AUGGCACAACGCACGGGCCGCUGCGCCAGCCAUUGCACAAACCCGCCCUCCCCACCUUGCAUCCUGGACCUCGUUCUUAAACCUGACCCAGCGGGGUGCACUGGUUGUCACUUAACGUGCGGCCCUGUUGGGCCCUUCUCCUCCUCCCCGGCCUUCUCCCCAGAUGUGUGUAACAGCACCAACCUGCCGGAGGUGGAGAUCAUCAGCCUGCUGGAGGAGCAGCUGCCGCACUACAAGCUGAGGGCGGACACCAUCUACGGCUAUGAUCACGACGACUGGCUGCACACCCCGCUGCUGUCCCCCGACGCCGCCGUCGACCUCACCACCGAGCAGAUCGAGGAGACCCUGAAGUACUUCCUUUUAUGUGCAGAGAGAGUUGGCCAGAUGACUAAAACAUACAGCGACUUAGAUGCGGUCACACGGCUUCUCGAGGAGAAAGAGCGGGACCUGGAGCUGGCCGCGCGGAUCGGCCAGUCAUUGCUGAAGAAGAACAAGACGCUGACGGAGAGAAAUGAGCUGCUGGAGGAGCAGGUGGAGCACAUCCGAGAGGAGGUGUCCCAGCUCCGCCAUGAGCUGUCCAUGAAAGACGAGUUGCUGCAGUUUUACACCAGCGCGGCCGAGGAGAGCGAGCCCGAGUCCGUGUGCUCCACGCCGCUGAAGAGGAACGAGUCCUCAUCCUCCGUGCAGAAUUACUUCCACCUAGACUCGCUGCAGAAGAAGCUGAAAGAUCUGGAAGAAGAGAAUGUGGUCCUCCGAUCUGAGGCCUGCCAGCUGAAGACAGAGACCAUCACCUACGAAGAGAAGGAGCAGCAGCUGGUCAGCGACUGCGUGAAGGAGCUUAGAGAUGCAAACGUGCAGAUCGCCAGCAUCUCAGAGGAACUGGCCAAGAAGACGGAGGACGCCGCCCGCCAGCAGGAGGAGAUCACGCACCUGCUCUCCCAGAUCGUGGACUUGCAGAAGAAGGCCAAAGCAUGUGCCGUGGAAAAUGAGGAGUUGGUCCAGCACCUGGGGGCCGCCAAAGAUGCCCAGCGCCAGCUCACAGCUGAGCUCCGGGAGCUGGAGGACAAGUAUGCCGAGUGCAUGGAGAUGCUCCACGAAGCGCAGGAGGAGCUGAAGAACCUGCGCAACAAGACCAUGCCCAACACCACAUCCAGGCGCUACCACUCGCUGGGCCUCUUCCCGAUGAUCUCAGCCUGCUCCUGCGUGGCUGGGAGGACAGGCGUGAUGCCGCCCAGCUGUGACUCCCCGGUCACCGGCUGCUUUCCCAUGCCCCGCAGCCACCAGAAGCGCGUGUUCGAGGCGGUGCGGAACAUGAACCAGGUGGUGAAGCAGAGAUCACUCACCCCGUCCCCCAUGAACAUCCCCGGCUCCAACCAGUCCUCCGCCAUGAGCUCCCUGCUGUCCAGCUGCGUGAGCACCCCGCGGUCCAGCUUCUACGGGAGCGACGUGGGCAACGUGCUGCUGGACAACAGGACCAACAGCCUCAUCCUGGAGACGGAGGCCGCCGAGCUGGGGGCUGAGGAGCUCGGGAAGAAGCCGGGCACGCCGGGCACGCCGGGCUCGCACGACCUGGAGACGGCGCUGCGGCGACUGUCGCUGCGGCGGGAGAACCUGCUGUCGGAGCGGCGCUUCUUCGAGGAGGAGCAGGAGCGGAAGCUGCGGCGGCUGGCCGAGGGGCCGCCCUCGCCCUCCGGGAGCCUGGCCUCGCUGGGCGCGCUCACCGCCGGCUCCGCCAUGUCCUUCGGCAGCCGCUGCUUCCUGCCCGAGAAGCUGCAGAUCGUCAAGCCGCUGGAAGGUUCUGCCACUCUGCACCACUGGCAGCAGCUGGCACAGCCUCACCUCGGGGGCAUCCUCGACCCCCGGCCCGGGGUGGUCACCAAGGGCUUCCGGACACUGGACGUGGACCUGGUUGAGGUGUACAGCCUGAACGACCUGGAGGAAGACGACACAGGUGACCACCUGCCCCUCCGGGGCCCAGCUACCUCCACGCCCGCCCAGCGCCGCCCCGAGGCCUCAGGUGAGGAGAGGCCCUGGACCCCCGCGCCCCUGGCCGGCGGCCGAAGCUACCCCCGCCGGCCUCAGGCGUCCUCCGAGGAGCUGCGGGAGCCGACCGCCGCGCAGGAGGAGGAGGAGGAGGAGGAGGGGUCUGGGAGCGCCCCGCAGCCACCACCCGGCCGCCACCCAAGCGCACCACCCCGGGAAAUGCAUGUCACAGACCAACUCCACCUUCACCUUCACCACCUGCCGUAUCCUGCACCCUUCUGAUGAGCUCACACGGGUCACAC